AUGAUGGAGAGGAUAAGAAAGGAGAUGAUACUGAUGGAGAGGGGGCUGCACAGUCCGGUGUCCGCCAAAAGGCUCGCGGAUUCGGCCGGGAAUUCCGUGCUGGAGGCCUUGGAGAACUCCCAGCACGGAGGACGCCUCAGCCCGAGAAUAACCUCCGCUUCCCUGCACGGAAGCCUCGGGGACAUGCCGAGUAAAGGCAAGUUCGAGAUCGACAGCCUGUUCGGGUCACACCAGGGCAGCGAGCACAGCCCUUCGGCGGACAUUUCGUCGUCAGAGAGCCGGAAGAAAAUGAGCCUUUACUCGGAAGUUUCCCAGGAAUCUGACAUCAACAGUGAUGUGGAAGUGGGCUGCCCCACGCAUCGCUCCCCCAGCCAGCACAAGGAAAACAACAAAGGUUAUUCAGACUCUGGCUCGUCCAACACAAGUUCGAGCUCUCUGUCCGGUAUGAACGGAAACUCCACGGGGGCGUCGAACAACAACUCCAACGCGGAUCAAGUCAGGAGGUACCGCACAGCCUUCACCAGGGAGCAAAUCGGCCGCCUGGAGAAAGAGUUUUAUCGGGAAAAUUACGUCUCCAGGCCGAGAAGAUGUGAACUGGCUGCUGCUCUCAAUCUGCCUGAAACCACCAUCAAGGUGUGGUUCCAGAACAGGCGCAUGAAGGACAAGCGGCAGAGGUUGGCCAUGUCGUGGCCUCACCCGGCGGACCCCAGCUUCUACACCUACAUGAUGACCCACGCGGCGGCCACGGGGAGCCUUCCGUACCCGUUCCACUCCCACAUGCCCCUGCACUACUACCCGCACGUUGGCGUCACGGCGGCCGCGGCUGCCGCAGCCGCCUCGGGGGCUGCGUCGUCGCCCUUCGCCACCUCCAUCCGGCCCCUAGACACCUUCCGCGCGCUCUCGCACCCCUACUCCCGGCCGGAGCUCUUGUGCAGCUUCCGCCACCCGGGACUCUACCAGUCACCGGCGGGCCUCAACAGCCCCGCCGCCGCGGCGUCAGCGGCGGCCGCCGCCGCCGCCGCUGCGGCCGCGGCGGCCGGCGCUCAGUCCGCCGGGGCUCCGUGCUCGUGUCUCAGCUGCCACAGCAGCCAGGCGGCCGGCGCGCUCGGCUCCAGGGCCACCGGCGCCGACUUCACCUGCACGGCUUCGGGACAGAGGUCCGAGAGUGGAUUUUUGCCCUACUCGGCGGCUGUGCUCAGCAAGACAUCCGUCCCGUCACCGGACCAGCGAGAGGAGACGUCACUCAACAGAUAA
This is a messenger RNA of Phycodurus eques (leafy seadragon), 1254 nucleotides long. RefSeq names its product even-skipped homeobox 2 (gene evx2). Gene Ontology annotation, cellular component: nucleus. The record is from RefSeq and is a predicted model, not a curated record. Gene Ontology annotation, molecular function: RNA polymerase II cis-regulatory region sequence-specific DNA binding; DNA-binding transcription factor activity, RNA polymerase II-specific. Gene Ontology annotation, biological process: regulation of transcription by RNA polymerase II. Bases 1 to 1254 code for a protein of 417 amino acids. The transcript has 3 exons. NCBI's taxonomy places the organism in Eukaryota, Metazoa, Chordata, Actinopteri, Syngnathiformes, Syngnathidae.